This is a messenger RNA of Arabidopsis lyrata subsp. lyrata, 1619 nucleotides long. RefSeq names its product probable polygalacturonase. The record is from RefSeq and is a predicted model, not a curated record. The transcript has 4 exons. NCBI's taxonomy places the organism in Eukaryota, Viridiplantae, Streptophyta, Magnoliopsida, Brassicales, Brassicaceae. Bases 915 to 1379 code for a protein of 154 amino acids.
CUCUCUCUUUAUUCAGGAAGUACCACACGUACUCAAUAGUCAAUAGCCUACUACACACUACAGCCACCCUAGGACACUCAUUCACCUGCUUUGGAACUCUAAAAAAACAUCGACAAAGUAGACAAAACACACUUACACAUUGAUGGGCCUUCUCACUACCACAGGCCCAAAAACAAAAACGUCCAGCCCAUAGACUUCAUCUUCUUCUUCUUCGAUACACCACGAAGGGUUUGUAAACGCAGACCGCAUCAAUCAACACAUAUCCAUAUUCAAAUUAAUCAUUCGACGCUUCCAUUCUCUUUUUGUGCGGUUCCAAAUCGGAAUCAUGCGUUUCCCGUGAGCUUCCAAAUUCACCUUUUUGAGAAUCGCGAUUCCAUAGCGCUUCCGAACGAUUCCGAGCGCUCCCGCUCCCGCUUCCGCUUCCGAAGCGAGAAUCGGAGCUUUCGUCACGCUUCCAUGCUGCUUAGAUACAGACUGGUUUCUCUCACUCUCUUUUUCUCCUUUUCUCUUUCUCUGGGUUUCUCUCAGUGACCAUCUUUGUCUCUUUGUAACAGAACAUCAAAUAAGGAUAUUAAAAAUGGUAAUGGCGAAUUGGCGAUGAUGGGUACGGAGAAGGUAGAAGAUGGACCUACUGGUUGAAUUUUGGCGGGGGCAGAAACGGUCUCUUUCAAUGAUUUUUAUGUCCAUUGUGGGUUCCCCAGUUUCCUCUCACCACUGACCCAUCUAUCACUCUUUGCAACUUGCCACAUCCAUGAGAGAGAAUUUUUCUGAUUCAAAGUUUUGAUUUUUACUGACUGUGAGAGAGAGAGAGAGAAGGACUCGAAGCAGCUAAAGAUAUCUCAGAUUGUUGUUGUUGUUGUUGUCAAGAUUUUUAAUUUAGGUUUCCUGGAGGAGAUCACAGAUCUUCUUUUCAUAUGAAGAGAUCUUUCCUUCUCUUGUAUGUGCUCCUGGUACAUGCCUUCUAUGGUGCUUGGUGUAGUAGUGUUGGAGGAAGCCUGCAUUGUGAAUAUUCCAGUUUAGCGAGUCUUCACCGGCCUCACAGUGUAUCGAUUACAGAGUUUGGAGCGGUUGGAGAUGGUGUGACUCUAAAUACUAAAGCCUUUCAGAAUGCUUUGUUCUACCUCAAUUCUUUCUCUGACAAAGGCGGUGCCAAGCUUUUUGUUCCUGCUGGUCAGUGGCUUACCGGGAGUUUCGACCUCAUCAGUCACCUCACCUUAUGGCUAGAUAAAGGUGCAACGAUUCUCGGGUCAACGAGCUCAGACACCGAGAUUCGUCUGGCCGCAGGCUAUUUCCCCGACGGCGGUGAGGAAUUGGACCGCUCCAAGGCCGUCGCAAAUGGCGUGGCAAAAUCUAAGGCCCAUUACGAAACCGCCGCAUGAGAAUUGGGUCACCUGCAAAAUUGGGAAAUCCGGUUCAGUUUAACUUAGUCGGAUCGGAUACAAGCUAACCGGUUUAAUUUAUAACUGUUUUUCACUACGCCAUUGUACCGGAUUCUGAAAAACCCCGUUCAUGAUGCAAACCGGGAUUAAUUGUCAAAUCAACCGGUUCAAUUACGAAAUACGGAUUGGAGAUUUGUUCUUAGUUUGAGAAUUAAUUAAAACUUACCUGCAUUUGGACAA